CUAACAGAGAAGGUCAAGGCUUUUGCUCCAGACGCACCUAACAAUGUUGGAAUAAGUACGGACCUAUAUGUUUAUUGUUACAGCCAGACUUCUGUCACCAGUCCGCAGGCUGACUGAUUAAUUUUCUGAGGUUCACAUUUAAAAGACAGUCUGCAUUACCUGGAGUGAUGUUUGAUGCAGAUGACUGCACACUGUCCUUGGACAGUCUGUUUUUUGAGAAGCCCACUGUACAAAAGGUAAAACCAUUGCCUCUGGAAGGCAGUCAGUGGCAUAUGGAUGCACCUCCACCUCUUACACAUAUCCCAGCCACUCAGGACAUGCAACAGGAGGCUGAAUCUCUCUCUGCCUUGUACAGUAUCACACAGAAGCCCAAGACGUUCCAGCCUCCUUUUAAAGGACUCAAUGCCUCUUUGUCAAAAAUCAACAGUUUCUCCAGUUUUAAUGAUGAAGAGAGAAGAUUUGAGGAGACUCAAGGUCAUUGCACCAGCAACUUCAGGGGAAAUAGUGGUUACUCUGGUAAUGACGGGUUGACGGAUUACCCUGAGGGUAGUUUUCUGAGUGGUGGAGGUGGAGAUGAGACCUGGCUGGACUCUUGUCAUGCGGCUAUCAGCAGAUGCUUGCCUGCUCUACCUUUAAGAAGAAGCUUGUUCAGGAGUCCUGCGCUAAGCGGCGCAGGAGAUUUGUCGACCAACGUCGCCCUCAAGUCUCUCAGCGGGAACGGUGGAGGUGGCGGCGGUGGCGGCGGCUGCGGCGAGAAAACAUCCAGACCUCAAACUUUUCUCAGCCCGGUUGUCAUGGCGACAGUGCCUCCUGCUCUCCAACUACCACAGGCUGCUGUCGGUAAAGUGGCUCCCCCGUUCUCAGGCUCGUCUGUGGCGAGCGUGCGACCUCUGCAGCAGGCGCCGCAUGCAGAAACGCAGGACAAGGGUGCAAAGAGAGCCUUCGUUCCACCCAUGACUCCUCAACCGCUGCACAUACAAGGAUCUUCUGGCUCUGAAGUUCUGCGCCCCGUGUCAGAAAUCCCAGUGAAAUUCAGAUCCAUCUUUAGCGAGUUCCCCUUUUUCAAUUACGUCCAAUCCAAAGCUCUGGAUGAUGUUCUUUACACAAACAAGAACUUUGUAGCCUGCGCUCCCACUGGAUCGGGGAAAACGGUUCUGUUUGAGCUCGCCAUCAUUCGCCUAUUAAUGGAGAGCCAGGAGCCAUGGAGAGAUGUCAAAGCUGUGUAUAUGGCUCCCAUCAAAGCGCUCUGCAGCCAGUGUUAUGACAGCUGGACCAAGAAGUUUGGUCCUCUGGGGGUGACCUGCAAGGAACUGACCGGUGACACAGAGAUCGAUGACUUGUUUGAGAUUCAUGACUCCCACAUCAUCCUGACCACGCCUGAGAAGUGGGACAGCAUGACAAGAAAAUGGAAGGAUAAUUCUUUGCUGCAGCUUGUUAGACUCUUCCUUAUUGACGAGGUUCAUGUAGUGAAGGAUGCGACCCGUGGCGCCACGUUGGAAGUGGUGGUGAGCAGAAUGAAGGCAGUGAAUUCAUACAGGACAUCUCAGAACCCAGAUGCAGGCAUCACAAUGAGAUUAGUGGCUGUGUCGGCCACAAUCCCCAACAUAUGUGACAUAGCUGACUGGCUGUCCAAUGGGAGCGAGCCGGCCUCCUAUCUGAGUCUGGAUGAGAGCCACCGUCCAGUAAAGCUUCGGAAAGUGGUCCUGGGAUUCCCCUGCAGCGGGACACAGACAGAGUUCAAGUUUGAUUUGUCACUCAACUACAAGAUGGCCAACAUCAUACAGACGUACUCUGACCAGAAGCCUACACUAGUGUUUUGCUCAACAAGGAAAGGAGUUCAGCAGUCGGCUGCAGUUCUGGCCAAGGAUGCGCGAUUCAUAAUGAGCUUUGAACACAAGCAAAGGUUGAUGAAAUAUGCUAACUCUAUUCUGGAUUCAAAAUUGAGAGAUUUGAUGAUGUUAGGAGUUGGUUACCACCAUGCAGGCGUUGACUUGUCUGACAGGAAGCUGGUAGAAGAGGCCUUCACCCUGGGGGACCUGCCUGUCCUGUUUACAACCCGGACUCUGGCUAUGGGGGUGAACCUUCCUGCUCACCUGGUGGUCAUCAAGUCAACCAUGCAGUACGUUGCCGGCUCCUGUGAAGAGUACAGCGAGUCUGACAUCCUGCAGAUGAUUGGCCGGGCAGGGCGGCCUCAGUUUGAUACAUCCGCUACUGCAGUGAUCAUGACCAAGGUUCACACCAGAGAGAAGUAUAUGAAACUUAUGAAUGGGAUAGAGAUCAUUGAGAGCAGCUUACACAGUCACCUGGUGGAGCACCUGAAUGCUGAGAUUGUUCUCCAGACCAUCAGUGAUGUCAACAUGGCUCUGGACUGGAUACGCUCCACCUUCCUGUACAUCAGAGCCCUUAAGAACCCGUCACACUAUGGUUUCUCAACCAACUUAGACAGAUAUGGUAUUGAAGCAAAGCUGCAAGAACUGUGUCUGAAGACCCUCAACUCUCUGUCGGCCAUUGAUUUGAUCACUAUGGAUGAGGAUAUCAACAUCAAACCCACAGAAGCUGGCAGGUUGAUGGCGAGAUACUGUGUAGCCUUUGAAACAAUGCAGCUGUUCAGCGGAGUAACCGGCACCGAAACACUGCCUGACCUGGUUGACCUGGUGUCAAAGAGCAAGGAGUUCAGAGACGUUCAGUUGAGAGUAAACGAGAAGAAAUCCCUGAACACCCUGAACAGAGACAAGAACAGGGCUACCAUCAGAUUUCCACUUGAGGGAAAGAUCAAAACCAGCGAGAUGAAAGUGAACUGCUUAAUUCAGGCUCAGUUGAGCUCUAUCUCAAUCCAAGACUUUGGUCUUACGCAAGAUACUGCAAAGAUCUUCAGAAUCGGGAUGCGCAUUAGCAAAUGCCUGUCAGAGUUUCUUACUCAGCAAUCUAAGACCGGAUUUUGUGCUGCACUUAACUCUCUGAUCUUAGCUAAGUGCUUUAGAGCUAAGCUGUGGGAAAACUCACCUUUUGUUUCCAAACAGAUGGAGAAGAUAGGUUUGACUCUGUCAACUGCCAUGGUGAAUGCUGGCCUCACCAGUUUCAGCAAAAUAGAGCAAACCAACCCGAGAGAGCUGGAGCUGAUUCUUAACAGACAUCCACCAUUUGGAAGCCAAAUCAGAGAAUCUGUCGUCCAUCUUCCAAAGUACGACAUUCACCUGGAGCAGCUGCCCAGGUACAGUAGUGCCACAGCUGAGAUUGUGGUAAAGGUGACCCUACAAAACCAAACCCAGCUGCUGUCCAGGAGAACAGCUCCAGACCAUCACUAUGUCUCUCUGAUCAUUGGCAACUCUGAAAACCAAGUAGUCAUUCUUCACAAACUCAAGGACUCGUUGCUGCUGAAGUCUGGCAGCUGGACCAAAAAGAUAGAUGUGCCAAAGGCUUCCCUAGAAAAUGAGAUCAGUGUCAACCUCAUCAGCUCAGAAUAUGUGGGUUUGGACAUCCAGCUGAAGUUUCCUGUGUACUACUCUGCCGCAGCUCAAAAUCUUGGGACUGAAAUUCCACAAAGCAAAACAGAUAAUCUUGUUGGACAGAGAGCUCAACGCUCCCACUGCGCUGAGACUCAAAAAACCUCAUCUGGAAAGAAGCAAGACUCAACCAGUAAAAGACAGUGCAAUCAUUUCUGCAAAAAUAAGAACCUCUGUGCUCAUGACUGCUGUAAAGUAGGUCUUGCUGUAGGACAGAAAAGGUCAGCCAACCAUGAAUCCAGCUUCUCCUCUUACUUGGAGGACCUGAGGAGCAGGUCUGACUUACUUGCACAGACCCCAGUCAAGCGCCUUAAGAUAAAAAUGAGUGAAGAGUCUCCGUCUGUCAACAUGAAGAAGUUUGCUUACAAACCCAGAGAAACGCUUCCCUCUGACUCCUGGCAUGCAGGAAAUGGGUAUAAAAGUGGAGAAACGGAGCUGACAGCUGAACGCUUUGCUGAGCUGCCUGAUGUAGUUUGUCUGGAGGAUUUUGACAGAGAUUACCGUUUCCAUGCAGAAAAUGGUCCUGAUGGAAUGGCAGAGACUUUCCAAACUUCUCCUGCAGCACCAGCUUAUCAUCAAAUUUCCUCAAAGUGGAUGACCCUGAAAUCCGGCUCGGGCUCCAGACCGCCUCCGAACCAGAUCAGCACAGUCAGCUCAGCUUCAUCGGGCUGGUCUACUGCGGUGCCAGAACAAAAACACCCCUACAAAAGUCCUUCAUCUCUCCAAAUACCAAGUGUCACCUUUGACCUGGGAAAUGAAUGGGAUGACUGGAGAGAUUUUGAUGAUGAAAACUUGGUGAAUGCCAGCGAAACAUCACCACCCCCAUGUACAAGCAGCUUUCAGCCUCAGGUGCAGCAGCAUGUUCAAAACAAGACAUCAGCACCAGUGCUGCUCAGCAGCUCACAAGCAGAGCCCUGUAUGACCACUUUCACUACUUCACUGAGGUCAACUUCACAUCCAAAUCCUGAAAUCAGGAAAGUUGGAGCCUCUUCUAUCAGUCAGUCAUUCACACCACAGAAGAGGAUUGCACUGGACUGGGAUAAACAGAGACCAAAUGUUUUCAGUGAUGUUUUCAAUGCAAAAACACCUGAAAAGCUCCCAGCACAUACUCUGGGUGGACAGGUUAGCAGAAGGUUGAAUUUCUUCUCCACAAUGAAUGCAACAUUCAACCCAGCUCUUCAUGAAAGCUCAGAGGAGGAAGCUUUCCUUGGCAUAUUUGAUGGUAUAUUCUAGAAUAUACUAUUGUCUAAGAGAUCUGUUACAGUUCAGUGUUCAAUGCUAAACUUUUAUUCUUUCACAAACCUCUCAGAACUGUAUUGGUAUAUUGAGUUAUAUUAUAUGUGUUUAUAUUAAACAAGUUGUUCCUGUUCUAUUUGUUGUAAUGAAUGUAUUUAUGCUUGCUAUUA
Molecule: messenger RNA, 4909 nt
Organism: Poeciliopsis prolifica (blackstripe livebearer)
Lineage: Eukaryota; Metazoa; Chordata; Actinopteri; Cyprinodontiformes; Poeciliidae
Gene: hfm1
Product: helicase for meiosis 1
Exons: 40
Coding region: 168-4736 (1522 amino acids)
Molecular function (GO): ATP binding; nucleic acid binding
Source: RefSeq, a predicted model, not a curated record